AUGUCUCUAAUGCUCUCCGAUUUUCUGGCUCCCCAGCCCAUGACCGACAUCUUUACCGAUGAUACAAACAUUGACAGACGAAAGUGCCACCGCACAGUACCUAUGAAGGUCCUUGCUCUGGGCGUUGGUCGCACUGGAACUGCCUCUCUUCGCAAGGCCUUUGAGCGACUGGGCUAUGUCAAGUGCUACCACAUGAUGUGCGCAAGUGUUGAGAACCCGCCGGAUUGCUUGAUGUGGCACGAUGCCCUAAACGCGAAGUACAACGGAAUUGGCGAGUUCAGCCGCAAGGAAUGGGACCAGCUUCUGGGUGACUGUCAGGCUGUCUGUGACUGGCCUGCCUGUGCUUUUGCAAAAGAGCUGAUCGAGGCCUAUCCCAAUGCGAAGGUCAUCCUGACUACCCGUGAUGUCAACCCGUGGCACGCAUCCGUCAUGAAGACUGUCUUCUGGCGCAUCUCAGACCCAGAGCACAAGUUUGUGUCGAACUUCAGCUGGGCCGCGGGCAUGUACUACCCUAUGCUGAAUAAGUUCUUUGAGACAUUUUUCCGUGGUGACUUUCCCGGAAAAGGCAAGCAAGUCUACGAGGAUCAUGUCGCCCAGGUCCGCAGUUUGGUGCCCCCCGAGCGUCUGCUUGAAUACAACAUCAACGACGGCUGGGCCCCACUCUGCGAGUUCCUCGAGGAGGAGGUCCCUGACACCCCCUUCCCCUGUGCAAAUGACACGGCUGACUUUAACAAGCGUUGCAGCACCCGCAACCGUCACCAGAUGAUGAACGUUGCUCUCCAGGCUGUCACUCUGGGGGGUUCACUGCUUGCCGCUGGCUUCGUGGCUACUUUGGCUUUCAAAUAUUUCUCCCUUCGCUAA
Penicillium digitatum Pd1 is the source of this 861-nucleotide messenger RNA. Its product is annotated as sulfotransferase family protein. The record is from RefSeq and is a predicted model, not a curated record. NCBI's taxonomy places the organism in Eukaryota, Fungi, Ascomycota, Eurotiomycetes, Eurotiales, Aspergillaceae.